Molecule: messenger RNA, 517 nt
Organism: Cygnus atratus (black swan)
Lineage: Eukaryota; Metazoa; Chordata; Aves; Anseriformes; Anatidae
Gene: NPPA
Product: natriuretic peptide A
Exons: 3
Coding region: 1-423 (140 amino acids)
Biological process (GO): negative regulation of systemic arterial blood pressure; cGMP biosynthetic process; neuropeptide signaling pathway
Cellular component (GO): cytoplasm; extracellular region; nucleus
Molecular function (GO): hormone activity; hormone receptor binding
Source: RefSeq, a predicted model, not a curated record
AUGGACACUAAGGGCUCAUUUUCCUGUGGGUUCCUCUUGCUGCUUCUCAUCCAGCUCCAGUCCAGCAAAGCCAACCCCAUCUACAGCCUCAGCCCUGCCAAAGAACUGGCCAGCAUGGAGGCUCUGCUGGAGAGACUGGAGGAUAAGUUUGCACUGAUUGAAGCCCUGGAGUCCAAUCCUGACCUGCAAGAGCCCAAAACCCAGGAGGAGAUCCCACCAGAACUCAUAGAUGACACUGAUGACCAGAAGACUGAGUCCAAGCUAGCACCCAACACCCCUCUGUCCUACAGGGACCCCUUCCUCAAGAGACUGAGGGGGAUGCAGAUGCCCAGGAUGAUGAGAGAUUCUGGCUGCUUCGGGAGGAGAAUUGACAGAAUUGGCUCCCUGAGUGGAAUGGGUUGCAAUGGUUCCAGGAAGAAUUAGGACAACUUCCCUACCCGUGCUCUGAAGAAUGCUUUACAGUACCCGUUCCUCCCAAGAUGAAAGCCAGAUGCUUUCUAAACUCGUCAACAGAAAG